Messenger RNA from Anoplopoma fimbria (sablefish), 3088 nucleotides. It is a transcript of the gene malt2, whose product is annotated as MALT paracaspase 2. Bases 188 to 2650 code for a protein of 820 amino acids. Lineage: Eukaryota; Metazoa; Chordata; Actinopteri; Perciformes; Anoplopomatidae. Gene Ontology annotation, biological process: proteolysis. Gene Ontology annotation, molecular function: cysteine-type endopeptidase activity. The record is from RefSeq and is a predicted model, not a curated record. The transcript has 17 exons.
AAUCACGUAAGACUGGAAGAACACCGAUGGGGGGGAAAAACAUGCAACACGCAGCUCUUUUAACAUAAAAGGAACUCGUUCCUCUUUUCUCUACAACCGGAUUGAAUCACCGGUCUGUACCUGGUUGUAAAGUCGAUCUCUCUUUGUAGUUUUUGGGGUUUUUUUUGGGGGGGUGACACAUACGAAGAUGGAGGAGUGGAUCAUGAGCGUCGGUACUCUGAGUGAUCAAGUCCUGGAUAGGCUGUCACAGAUGCUGGACAAUCCGACCCGCGGGUGGAGGCAGCUGGCCGAUGCUUUUUCCGAGCAGCCGAUAUUCCGCUGCAGUGAGAGCGAGCUGACCAGCUGCUCUCUACAGGUGCUCAGUGCUGCAGGCAGCCCGGGACGCGCCCUCCUGGCUCGGCUGGCUGACCGUUCCUGCUCCCUAGACUUCCUGGUCCGCUGCCUGAGGAAGAUGGACCACCAGGAAGCUGUGCAGUACCUUACCACCACAUUGGCAGAGCUUAUCCGGAUCACAGUGCAGCCACAGACCCAGCAGGUCACAGCGGGGGGCAGGGUGGUGUUGACCUGCAGAGCCUCCGGUCCCCCUGGACUUGGCUACCAGUGGUUCAGAGGCAAAGAGGAGAUUUUGGAUGAGACAGGGAGUUCACCAGAGCUGGUUCUGUGUCCUUCAGUCCCGGCCCACCAGGGUCCCUAUAUCUGUCGAGUCCACCAUGGAGGGAACUUUAUCUUCUCCCAGUGGGCUCAUGUUCGCUUCGUCCAGACUGCAGGUCCUAGUCCAGGUUGCAGCAGCACUCUGUUUCCAGGGUCAGCGAGUGGGCUGCGUAUCAUUCAUCAGCCUCAGUCCAAAGCAGUGUCUGAGGGCGACUCUCUGCUCCUGGAGUGCAAUGCAGAGGCCAACCCGCCUGUGCAGUACGAGUGGUACCACAACAUGUUGCCCAUGACACAGCAAAAGACACGUUCACUCAAGAUCCCGUGUGUGACCACAGCACACAGAGGACAGUACAGGUGCAAGGUGUUCAAUUUGUAUCAUGAGACCUGGAGCGACACAGCAAAGAUCACCAUCGGCCCCAGUUCCAUCACUGAUGCAUCCUGGGUUGAAGUUGAUCGUGGUCUAGACUCAAAGGAAGUCCACAGGUCAAACUACGGACUAGGAAUACGUCAGCUACAACAGACGGUCAACCCGCCCUCAUCAGUCAAGAAUUUCUAUGCCACAGACAAAGUUGCUCUCCUGAUUGGCAAUAUGAACUACCUCUACCACACUCAGCUGUGUGCUCCCAUCGCUGACGUCCACGAGUUGACCAACCUACUCAGACAAAUGGACUUCAAGGUGGUUUCCCUGCUCGACCUCAACUGGCAGGAGAUGCACAGCGCUGUUACAGAGUUCCUCUUGCUGCUUGACAAGGGAGUCUAUGGCUUGCUAUACUUUGCUGGUCAUGGUUAUGAGAAUUACGGCAAUAGUUUCAUGGUUCCCAUUGAUGCGCCAACCUCCUACACAUCCAAGCACUGUUUGUGUGUACAGAAUAUACUUACGAGGAUGCAGAAGAAACAGACCGGACUAAAUGUAUUGCUGCUAGACAUGUGCCGCAAAAGAAACCUAUAUGAUGAUGUCAUCGUACGACCAGGACUGCUCAAGGUGACAGCAAACAUAGUGUUUGGAUAUGCCACAUGCGUAGACGCUGAAGCAUACGAAGUGAAGAGGGAAGACGUUUCAAAUGGCAUCUUCAUAAGCUUCCUCAAGCGGCGAGUCUGUGAAGAUGAGAAGGUCACUGUCAUGCUAGACAGAGUGGCUGAAGACAUGGGGCGCUGUGACAUCACUCGAGGGAGACAGGCUCUGGAGCUACGCAGUAAUCUGUCAGAACGACGUUCCCUCACCGACCAGAUACAAACCGCUGAGUGUUCUGCAUCCCAUUCAGCCCGAAACCUGCAGUGGGCUGUUGCUCACGUCCUACCAAAGAGCCUCUGCCUCCAGUUUGACUGUGGAGUGAAGGUUCAGCUUGGAUUUGCUGCAGAGUUCUCCAACGUCAUGGUCAUCUACACUCGGAUACUUGAGAAGCCGAAAGAAAUAGUUUCCUGCUCUGCUCAGCUUACUGACUUCCCUGGGGAUGUGGACAUUGAUUUGAAGAAGAGUAACCAGGAUACUCUGCUUGAAGCCGGCAGUUUGUUAUUGAUCAAAGAAAAUCUUCCUUCACCAGAAGUCCCAAGUCUGUACACACGAAUCCGAUGUCUGCAGAGACUCAGGACGGAGCUCACAUUCACCACCUGCCUUCAUUACACCUAUUCCAACAUGGAUAACGAGGUAGAGGAAAGGAAACCAGUGACAGUUGGUAAACCACUGGUCUCCAAACUCAACCUGCAUGACCCACGACCGCCUCAAGCCAGCUCUGCCUCCUCAUCCUUCAGCCUCGACUCCUUCAACGUUCCUGAGAGCUCCUCCUGUGCCUCUGUUGGUUCAGCCUCAGAUGCAUGGUCAUAUCAUGCACAAUCUGAUCCCUCGACAGCUUCAUCCAGAAGUGCCAAUAUUCCAGAGGAGACUGACGGUGAAUUCUUUGAUGCCCCUCAACCACUUGUUACCAGCAAAAGCCUGCCCCACAACCAAAUAAAUGACACAACUUACAAAUUUAGUGACAUGUACCAUUUCCAUUCCCACUAAGCAUUAUGAAACUUAUGAUUAACGCAUAACACACUGAUAAAUCAGCAGUACAAAAAGGUGAAUAGAUGGUGAGAAGAAGCCUGUGAAUGUUCUGUUUCAGUCAAGCUGACUAGAGACUCAGAUUAUUGUUUGUGACCAAUUUAACUAUUAUUUUUGUAAUGUUUUAUGCAUACUUUUUUUACCCAAGAAUUUGAUACAUUAUAAUGCAUUGAAAAAGUAAACACACUGCAAAACAAUUUCUUUAUAUGUUUUAUUUGUAAGAAAGAAGGAAUAAAAGCAUAUCUGUUUAAGAUGAAAUGUAUAAACUGUUGUAUGCUUCAGCUUUUUGUAACUUGCAUUACAUCUCACGUGCAUUCGUACACCAGUUAAAAAAUAGUUCGUUGACAUCACUGUACAGUACCAGUCAAAAGUUUGGACACACCUUCUCAUUCAUCUACU